Molecule: messenger RNA, 210 nt
Organism: Phytophthora sojae
Lineage: Eukaryota; Oomycota; Peronosporomycetes; Peronosporales; Peronosporaceae
Exons: 1
Source: RefSeq, a predicted model, not a curated record
AUGGUGAAGCUGUUCUGCGCGGUGGUUGGGGGGAAGGGGGGCGCGUUCCCAGUGAAGAUCGAUGCGAGCGAGACUGUGGGAGACUUGAAGGACGCGAUUAGGGAGAACCCCGAGUUCGGCUUUCCCAAGAGCAAGCUGGAGCUCUUCCUCGCUAAGAAGGGCGACGCGUGGUUGAACAAGAACGGCGUGGCAGCUGUGACUCUUGAUGAA